UAUGUUUAUCGUAGUACCAUGGCUCCUUGUGCUUUUGCCUUAAAACUCCUGCCGUUGGUGAGAGGACGGAUGUGCAGCAGAGCGUCUUGUCCCGCGCGCUCAGCUGUCCGUGCGGUCUCGUGCGCUGCAGCUCGUUCUCAGCUGCACAAGGUGGAGGCGACCGGUGCUCUGACAGGUAAAGUGGACCGAUUCGGUGGAGUGACAGUCAACCUGGCUGAGGUCGGUUUACCGGAGGACAUCAGCGAAAGCUCGUUUAGCAGAUUGCUGCAAGCCUCUUUGGCCCGGUGGAAAGCAGAGGGCAAAGUGGCAGUGUGGCUCCGGGUGCCCAUCUCACUGAGCCGAUGUGCCGCCGCCGCCUCCACUCACGGCUUCAGCUUCCAUCACGCCAAACCUGACCACGCUGUGCUGGCGCUGUGGUUGGGAGAGGGUGAGAGCAGACUGCCGGGGUUUGCAACCCACCAAAUUGGAGUGGCAGGUGCAGCUGUUGAUGAAUCCAAUGGAAAGGUUCUUGUGGUCCAAGACAAAAACAAGACAAAGAAUGCUUGGAAAUUCCCCGGCGGUUUGUCCGACCCAGGAGAAAAUAUCGGUGUCACUGCCGUUCGAGAGGUCUUCGAGGAAACUGGCGUUCACUCUGAGUUCAGAUCUCUGCUCAGCAUUCGGCAGCAGCACAACCACCCGGGCGCCUUCGGCAUGUCGGACAUGUACAUCAUCUGCCGACUCAGCCCUCUCACCUACGACAUCAACUUCUGCACUCAGGAGUGUCUGCGCUGCGAGUGGCUGGACCUCGCCGAGCUGGCAAAGACCAGCCACACUACGCCCAUCACCUCUCGUGUAGCCCGGCUCCUCCUUCACGGCCUGGAGCAAGGCUUCGACAAGAUCGACCUCACUAUGGAGGAGCUGCCUGCGGUCUACUCUGGGCUGUUUUACCAGCUGUACCACAGGCAGCUUCCUCCGACACUGAAGUCCUAGCAGGCCAUCAUCGACCUGAUGGGGUUAGCAUGUCAUAGGUUGCCGUGGUGACAUACCGUCAUCAGUAUUUCUUAUAUUUAAAGUGUAUUUAUGACUGGAUUUGUGUUUGCAGUGUGUUUUUUAACACCAACUGUGACUGUUGAAGAAAUAUGGUGCAAUAGGUCUAAACAGGGUUCCCACACUCUCAUUGACAAAAUUUCAAAACUUUUCAAUCACUUUUCAAGGACACAUAAUGAAAACAAUUUCUUGCACUACUUGCCCAGCAAAUAUAUCAGAUUCAUACUAAAAAAUGUGAUGGUAAACAAAACUUUAUAACACGCUGACACGUAUUAAAACUACAGUACGCUGACAGCUUCAGAAAAUGAAUUUGCCGUUAUUUUACAUAAAAUAAAAACUUAUCCCCUGAAAAUUACUUUAAC
Molecule: messenger RNA, 1388 nt
Organism: Plectropomus leopardus (leopard coralgrouper)
Lineage: Eukaryota; Metazoa; Chordata; Actinopteri; Perciformes; Serranidae
Gene: nudt6
Product: nudix (nucleoside diphosphate linked moiety X)-type motif 6
Molecular function (GO): NADH pyrophosphatase activity; ADP-ribose diphosphatase activity; NAD binding
Source: RefSeq, a predicted model, not a curated record